This is a messenger RNA of Gossypium raimondii (Peruvian cotton), 1543 nucleotides long. RefSeq names its product nardilysin-like. Bases 853 to 1329 code for a protein of 158 amino acids. Gene Ontology annotation, cellular component: cytosol. Lineage: Eukaryota; Viridiplantae; Streptophyta; Magnoliopsida; Malvales; Malvaceae. The record is from RefSeq and is a predicted model, not a curated record. The transcript is spliced from 6 exons. Gene Ontology annotation, molecular function: metal ion binding.
AUUCAUUUUACUUGGCGCUGAUUUUUCCCCAAAUUUCCCCCCUAAAACCCAAAAACGAAAAAAUCCCAAAAUUCCCCCUAAAAUGGAGGCACCAAAGACGAUUCAUCUUCUUUGAUGAGAGUAGCAGUGUGAGGAAUGGGAAUUCAUCUUCUCAUUUGUUGAAACCUAAAUCCGGAGAGAUAUUGAAUUUUGGUGAGAGUAAGAGAAGUGGGAAUUGGAAUUUGUUCACAGGAAACUCUCCGUUCUUCGUGGAGAACAAGAAGAGGCCGCCUAAUUCAAGAGGGAGCGAAGAAGCUAUGCUUUCGUUUACUUCAGGUGUAAUUUUACCUUCAUCUGGUGUGGUGAAAUCAAGUGGGAAAUGUAGGAAAAAAGUAGUUGAAAGUUUUGGGUUUUGCUUCGUUGAUUUUCUUUUUGUUUCACAUUUUCCUAUUGACCAAACAAAGGGUAAAGAUAGAAUGUUAUUUUCCUCAUUUUUCUUUUUUGUUUUCUUUUUGUUUUGUUCUACAAUUUUCAAGUUAUUCUUGGGUCUCAUAGUUUUCUACUUUUACUCUUUUACUAAGAUUAAAUGCCAUCAGGAUUAUUGUUUCCUCUAAUAGAUCUAGCAUAUCGAUUUGAUUAAUGCUUUUUUGUUUUAGCUCUUGAGAAGUUGUUAAAAGAUCAUACUGGAAAAUAUGCUAUUGGAGAUGAAGUUUCCAUGGUAGAUCUGUUUCUAGCACCACAGAUUCUGGCUGGGAUUGAACAAUUCAAUGUUGACAUGGAAACAAGAAGAGCCUGGUUGAUGCUAUUGAGAAAGGGAUUGAUCUACGCAAACAAAUACUAGAACUGUAUAAUGAUUAUUACCAUGGCGGACUGAUGAAGUUAGUGGUAAUUGGUGGUGAGUCUUUGGAUGUACUUCAGCACUGGGUUGUUGAAUUAUUUUCUGACGUCAGACAAGGUUCUCAAGGAAAGCCAGAGUUUAAGGUGGAAGGUCCUGUCUGGAGAGCUGGUAAACUUUACAGGUUAGAGGCAGUUAAGGAUGUCCAUAUCCUUGAAUUAAGGUGGGCACUGCCUUGUCUUUUGCAAGCGUAUCUGCAGAAACCAGAAGAUUAUCUGGCUCAUCUUCUUGGCCAUGAAGUGAGCGAUGAACUAUGGGAUGAGGUGAUAGAGUUAAUGAAAUUUCGGGUGGUGGACAAGGUUCUGUUAAUUCGUACGCUUGCAGUCCGGGCGCUUUCACGAUUUGUAAAUGAUUCUGAAAAUAACGACAUUCUUGAUUUAUUUCUCGAAGUCCUUCCAUUGGAGCAGAACUCGAUUUCAGAAUUGAGAUGGAUUUCCAGCUUGGAGGAUGUAUAGAGCCUGGAGAAGGUUAUGAUAAAUAAUGUGCUUGUUGUUGCACUUAUAUUAAAUAUUGUACCCUUUUUCGCGAAAUUGUUGUAUUCUGAAAUAUCUUUAAGAUUAAGGAACUAUACUAAAUGAGGUCACAAAACUUAUGUAAUUCUAAUAUAGAAUGUAAACAAUUUUCUUAUGUAAUUCUAAUAUAGAAUGUAUCUCGUUUUAAUUUUCUUAA